Molecule: messenger RNA, 1917 nt
Organism: Asterias rubens (European starfish)
Lineage: Eukaryota; Metazoa; Echinodermata; Asteroidea; Forcipulatida; Asteriidae
Exons: 10
Coding region: 1-1917 (638 amino acids)
Biological process (GO): adenylate cyclase-activating G protein-coupled receptor signaling pathway
Cellular component (GO): membrane
Molecular function (GO): G protein-coupled receptor activity
Source: RefSeq, a predicted model, not a curated record
AUGUUUGAAGGUAAUUUUUACCACUGGUCUCUCGGUUGGUCUGGAGCAGGUAACAACUACGACAACUGUCCUGAUGGUGUGCUUAUUGACGGGAAAAUUCUGCGAAACUGUGGAGAGUGCAGCUCCAUGUCAACCGCCCGGGAGGAGUGCAGCUUCAUGUCAACCGCUCCGGACAAUGUAGAUGACGCCUGUUCAAUCUCACUCAAAGGCUAUUGCGCAAUCGAUCUUGGUAAUUACACAGGCACAUGCGUUUCGGAUCUCGAAGUCUGCAAGGCAGGUGGCUUUACUUGGUCACUGUGGCUCAGUUUAUACCCAAUGAGUUUUUACCCACUACAUUUUCACAGGCGCGUGCUCAUCAACGCAGGGAACAACAACGAACACAUGUCAGGUUUCUUGCUGUGGAUCUAUGCGGAUAAUUUGGUGUGCUCUGCUUUCUACAACAACACAUUGGUUUCACUUAGUAUAAAGCAAGAAGGGCUCGUGUACUCCCGUCGUUGGUUUCAAAUCACUUGCACUUUUGAGAUUUCUGGGGAGGGUGUGGUUGCCGACGCCUUCAUCGAUGGAGUAAGGGUGCAGGAAGAACACCUCGGUAGAGUUGAUCUUGGUGUUCCAUACCUUGCUAACAAUAUUAACGUUACUCUCGGUCAAGAUAAUGAUUAUACAUAUUAUAUAAAAUACGCCUUCGGAUUCAGUAAUCUGCUAGCAGUAGAUGGCAUCUUAAGCGAUGGGGAAAUCUUCAAUCUGUACGCUUGUGGAUCUAUAGAUUGGAAUCCGAGGGUCCGCAGCUUGGUUCACAAAACUACGGGAGUUAACCAAUCAGAUAUCGAGCUGAGAUGCACGGCCAGUGACGUCAACGGGCCGUCAGUCACGUGGCGCGUGUACCAAUCAAAAUGCAGGGCGUGGAAAGAUUUGAAGGAUGGAACGGGGUCUGGUGUACGUGUUAAUCAGACGAAUAUAUCGUCUUGUGUCCUGACGUCUACUGUGGUGAUUUCUGACUUUGAGGGGCUCGGGUUUGAAGGAGCCGUCAUCGUUUGUGCAGCUUCAAAUUCAUCAGCAAACGUAACAAUUAAAGGUAAAAAAAAGACAUCUGCGGAAACUACGACUCCAAUGUCAAGAACCUUUCCUGACGAAGGACAUCUCGACCUAGGAGAGGAGGAUGACUCGCCCUUCUCGUUUUUCGAUAGUAUUUCUAUUGAUGAUGAUAAUGAUAUAAUGUGCGGUGGAAAACGAGUAAUUGAAAAAGACAAUAAAGUGAUAAAAGUCGCGAAGUUAACUGCGGCUGAAGGUGAAUACAAUAAGGUUGGCACGGAGCUAGACGGUAUGGCGUUCUCAGUUCAGAUCCCUGGCUUUGGGUCAUCAAAUAUGUCUGUCAUUGCCGUAGUGAGUGUGUACACGCCAGACGCUAACUCACCGACACCAAAGUCCAACGGCAAACAAGUUCGGUUUGGCAGUCCAAUACUCGACAUCGAGGUGGUAACUGAAGAUGGAGAAAAGCUGACAAACUUCUCUUCUUCUCCGAUUAAACUUGCCUUUCCCCCUCCGGAGGUCCGGGAAAGAGAAUUCCACGUGUGUUCCUACCAGUCAUCAGAUGGCCCAUCUUGGUAUACGGACGGAUGUAUGGUCAAUACCCCAGAAUCAUCCGGAAGUGACGUCAUAUGUGUUUGUGAUCACCUGACCAGUUUUGCAGUCCUUAUGCAGCUGCACGAGGAUGGGAGUAGCAGUGAUGUCUUACUUGAUUUGCUCACGAAAGUUGGACUGUCCAUCUCGAUUGUUUGUUUGGCCAUUACUUUGUUCGUCUACGCAUUUUAUAGAAUGAACAACACGCGCUUUAUUACACACGCAAACCUGGCCUUUUCUUUGAUGACGUCACACAUCAUCUUCUUCUUCAUCGACACAAAAGAAAAGGUGAGACCUUAG